Dicrocoelium dendriticum is the source of this 1133-nucleotide messenger RNA. NCBI's taxonomy places the organism in Eukaryota, Metazoa, Platyhelminthes, Trematoda, Plagiorchiida, Dicrocoeliidae. The record is from the annotation of a GenBank genome assembly.
UUGCAGCCGCGAAAGAUUUACAAGCUCUAAAAAGACGCAUGGCCAAAUACGGUUGGCAUGAUCAUGACUGCGAUGGAAUUCCAGACGACUUGGAUCCAGACGAUGACAAUGAUGGAUUCUUCGAUAACAAACAGGACAGCGAUCGGGACGGAAUUCUCAAUGAAUGGGAUGAUGAUGACGACAACGAUGGAAUCCCUGACAGGGAUGAUCCCGACUCAAAUGGGGACGGUAUCCCUGAUUGUGUAAUGAAGGACACCGAUGGCGAUGGAAUUCCUGAUCACAUAGAUACAGAUGAUGACAACGAUGGAAUUCCUGAUCUACACGACCCCGAUCAUCCCACUUACAAUUAUUUCAAGGACUCGGACAAAGAUGGUAUUCCGGACAGCAUAGAUAAGGACGAUGAUAAUGAUGGUAUUCCUGAUCAUAACGAUCCGGAUGCCGAUGGAGACGGAGCGCAUGACCUUUUCCAUGAUAGUGAUAAGGAUGGGGUACCCGAUAGCCUGGAUGACGAUAUGGAUAAUGAUGGCAUCGCAGAUCAUCUGCAAGAUCAUGAUUGUGACGGUAUCCCGGACAUCAUUGAUCCGGAUGAUGACAACGAUGGUUACUUUGAUAACAAGCAGGACAGUGAUAACGACGGCGUUUUAAACGAAUGGGACGACGACGAUGACAAUGAUGGCAUUCCAGACAAAGAAGAUCCAGACUCUAACGGAGAUGGUGUCAUCGACUGUCAACCACGCGACUCAGACGGAGAUGGAAUUCCAGACCAUCUGGAUGACGAUGAUGAUAAUGAUGGGAUCCCUGAUCACCGAGAUCCGGACUCCGUAUCAUUUCUGCUAUACAAGCACAAACGAUUCCUAGAAGCGAUUCCAGCUGAGAUCGCCCGAAACGAGGCUAAUCUGAUGAACGUGGACCUCGGCGAUCCGAAUGAUAAGGAUUGUGACGGAAUUCCGGAUCACUUGGAUAAUGAUCAGGACAAUGACGGAAAAAUCGAUCGCACCCAGGACUCCGACAUGGACGGUCUGUUGAAUCACGUGGAUGAGGACGAUGAUAAUGAUGGUGAGCGACUUUCGUUACACGUACCCAGGCGUUCGUCGUACGCAAACCAUACACUGAUUCGGCUCUGGUUUGGUUGA